UUGCUUUUUACGCGAUAUCUAUUUUCUUCUUUAUUCCUCCGUUUCACCACAGAAGCCGUCAUCAGUGCCAUUCAAAUCAAUAUCGUUUCACCAAAAUACUCCUGCUUAACGAAAGAGGAACUACAGCGUUAUGCAGAUGACCCUUUCUGGAAACGUCUUCGCAUGUCGCUCUUCAUCCUUUUAUGGGGAAUAUGGUUGGCAAUGUUUGUUGGCGCCAUAGUGAUCGUUGUGAUCAGUCCAAAAUGUCCUUUAAAGCCAACUCGUUCAUGGUGGCAGAAACAGAUGAGCUAUCAGAUAUGGACUGCUAGCUUCCAAGAUUCCGACGGUGACGGUGUCGGUGAUUUGCAAGGCAUAAUUAAUCGAAUUCCAGACCUUCUUCGACUCGGAGUGCAGUCUCUUUGGUUAGUUCCAUUGCUAAAAAGUGCUAAACUCAAUGGAUAUGAUAUUGUGAACUUCACUCAAAUCGAACCACGAAUCGGCACAAUGGAACAGUUUGACGAUCUAUUGAAGAAAGUUCACGAAAAAGAUAUGUUUUUGGUGAUGGAUUAUCCUUUAUCCAUAACAAGCUCUCUUCAUCCUUGGUUUUCUGACAGCGCGGCUCGUAAAGCACCUUUCAGCAAUUUUUACAUAUGGCGAAAAGAGGCUCCCAACACCUAUCAUUACCUGCAUUACCCUUCAAAUCCGAAUCGGCCGAUUCUGAACUGGUCUGACUAUGGGUUGCGCGGUCAGAUGGCUUCAGGUCUCAAGUUUUGGCUGGAUCAUGGCGUUGACGGCUUUUACCUGGGCUUCAUCGAGUACAUGGCGCUGAAGGACAGCGGCAAAACGGUAAUGCGGCUGCGGCUAGGGCUUAAGACGAGGAAAAAAUCAUUAAUCGUUUUCUGUUUCAGGACUGGAAUAUUGUUGUUUACCUCUCUCUCCGAAAAGUCCAACGUAGAGAGCCUUAAGGCCUCUCUCGUUAGUGAGGGCAGUUUGAACUACGUGCUUAACACGGAACUGACGACCGUCGAUGAAUUGUGCAACGCUAAAUGCGUUUAUGAUCAUUUGAAUAAGAUCAAGGCAUUCCACGAACGGUUCAACGAAACAUGGCCGAUGUGGGAGAUUGGCAAUCCUUACGUCAGUCGUUUAGCAACUCGUGUCGGAGGCAUCGAAAGAGGUGAAUUGUUUAUGUUGCUGUUGAUGAUGCUUCCCGGUUCGAUCAACACGUAUUAUGGAGACGAGCUGGGGUUGCUUGAUUACCGCGUGGCGAUGCUUUGGGACGGUUCAUUGCCUAAUGGCGGAUUUUCGCCGGCAUCAAAAGCCAUGGUUCCUCUUAGCAAUCUUUCACAGGCGCACUUCAUGGUUUGUGCUCAGUACGACGAAAUGUAUAGCCCACUACAGACAUUCAAAAGAAUGGCGAACCGCAGAAUGAGGGACGAUGCCUUUCUUUAUGGCGCAUUUGAACUGUUCCCUCCCGAUAAUGAUGUUUUGGUAAUUAGCAGAAACAGUCUGACAAAUACAGCGGUACGUGUUAAUAGCUGCUUUUUGCAAUAA
Soboliphyme baturini is the source of this 1530-nucleotide messenger RNA. The record is from the annotation of a GenBank genome assembly. NCBI's taxonomy places the organism in Eukaryota, Metazoa, Nematoda, Enoplea, Dioctophymatida, Soboliphymatidae.